AUGGUCUCUAUUCCAACACUGGAUCUGCUGCUGCUCACAUUCAACUGUGCAAAGGCGCCCAUCAAUGUUGCCGACUUCGCAGGGCACCUGCAGCAUGCGUUGUCCGACCAGAGUGCGGCGUCAAACACGUCCUUGCUGCCAGACCUGAUCGUCUUCUCUCUACAGGAAGUGGCACCUCUUGGCCAUGCCUUUGCCGGUUCCUACUUUCUCAACCCCUUCCUCCUGCGGUUCGGCGACGCGCUGACCCAGGCCGCUACACAAAUAGAGGGCUACGAAUUCAGCAACGACGGCGAAGAGGAAGAUCACAAUGCAGGCGAGACUCGAACAUCAAAUGGCCCCAAGAAGCCAUACCACUUCAUUCACCAGGCGCACGUUGGCAUGACAGCCAUUCUGAUGUACGCCCGUGAUCCGUCAGCCAUCAGCAACAUCCAGGUCGCACACUGCGGCUUUGGUGUAGCCGACUUGGGCAACAAAGGCGCGGUCGGCCUGAGGAUAGCUUACGAAAAGAAGGGCAGCGACGAUUCAGUCGGCUCUUCGCCCAGCGAGCUCACGUUUGUUGCUACGCAUCUGGCCGCAAUGGAGUGGAACGUCCAGCGACGCAAUGCCAACUGGCGCAGCAUUGUUGCCGGGCUGACCUUUGGCAACCCAAACGACGUGCUUGCCGACGUCCCGUCACGAGAGGCGGCCGCCGCCCUCGGCCGUGGCCGCCAGGGCCGGAUCCACGAUGAAGCAGCAAGCACCCCACGCUCCGCCGAGGAGGAAGCUGAGGCGGCUGCGGCAGACGCGGCUGGCGACGAUGCCUGGCUUCUGCUGGGCGAGCGACAGCACGAAGUGGAUCUCCGCCGCCAGCUGCACGACCUCUCCAUUUUCCGGCCCGACAGCCUACUUUUUGUUGCCGGCGACCUCAACUACCGCAUUGGUGACCAGCGGCCUCCCGCUGAUGCCGAGUUCCCCACCGCAAGCACGUGGUCAAAGUUCCUUGAGCGAGACCAGCUGACCGAGGAGCGGCUCGCUGGACGUACAUUGCACGGGAUGAGCGAGGCGCCCAUCGCCUUCCCGCCAACGUACAAGUACGACAUUCUCAGUGACGACGACAUUGCCGACGGCGCAGUUCCCGACAACAUCGCCGAAAUCCGCGAGCAUGCAGAGUCGGAGUCUCCAAAUUCCGCUCCGCCGGUCCCGUGGAAAUACGCAACGCACCGCUGGCCCAGCUGGUGCGACCGCGUCCUCUAUCUGGACGUGCCUGUGUGGGUAAAGGCGCAGGCUGACCCCGACACUGCAGCCACCCCGGAAGUCAAAGUCACUUCCUACAAGCCGCUGCCGCUCAUGCGCACCAGUGACCAUCAGGCCGUGUGCUUCCGCGCUCAGGUCCCCCUGCUCGGCAAGCCUCAGGGGCACCCUGAGGAAGACGUGGCAGUCUCCGACGGCGAGUCGGAGAACGAAUCGGUCGACCCACGUGUCCGCCUUCCCGUGGCCAUUGACAUUGACGCCUGGGCCCGUCGUGCUCGUGCCCGUAACCGGGAGCGCGUUGCCGGCGGGGGUAUGCUGUUGUUCAACACCCGGGCCGGCGCUGCGGUCAUGGUCACAACGCUUGUAGUCGUCGUGGGUCUCUACUGGGUGUGGGUGGGCUGGCUAUAA
Messenger RNA from Sporothrix brasiliensis 5110, 1638 nucleotides. Its product is annotated as PI phosphatase group protein. The transcript is spliced from 2 exons. Gene Ontology annotation, biological process: phosphatidylinositol dephosphorylation. NCBI's taxonomy places the organism in Eukaryota, Fungi, Ascomycota, Sordariomycetes, Ophiostomatales, Ophiostomataceae. Bases 1 to 1638 code for a protein of 545 amino acids. Gene Ontology annotation, molecular function: phosphatidylinositol-4,5-bisphosphate 5-phosphatase activity. The record is from RefSeq and is a predicted model, not a curated record.